AUGCAGCUUCCCUAUGAUGAGGCUGUGGACAUGUGGACUCUUGGUGUGACAGCUGCAGAGAUGGCCACUGGAUACAUGCUGUAUCCCGGAGACACGGAGUAUGAUGUACUGAGCUACAUCACACAACUACAGGGGCAGCCUGAAGAUCAUGUUGUGGACAAGUCAUUGAAUCCUGGGUACUUUUUUACUCCAGAAGAUGCCGCCCCACGGCGUUGGAGACUGAAGUCACCAGAGGAGUUUGAACAACAAUCAGGAUACCUGCCUCAGCUCAAGUACCACAGUCUUGACAGUUUGGAUGACCUCGAAGAGCUGAUGGACCUGCAGAGAGGACAUGAGGAAGAUCACCAUCUGUUCAUGGACCUUGUUAAAAAGAUGUUGGAUACAGACCCAGAGCAGCGCAUCAAACCCCAUGAAGUCCUGCAACAUCCCUUCAUGACUGAAAUGGUCCCCCAAAGAUCCUUUAGGGACAAGGUCAUGAUGGAGUCCGAGGCAGCAAUAUCUAUGGACACCCUCAGCUCUGAAUACCACCAACCUGAGGAGAGGCAGUCUCAAGAAGAGGAGAUAGUGGUCAUGAUGGAGUCCGAGGUUGCGAUACCUAUGGACACCCUCAGCUCUGAAUACCACCAACCUGAGGAGAGGCAGUCUCAAGAAGAGGAGAUAGUGGUCAUGAUGGAGUCCGAGGUUGCGAUACCUAUGGACAGACCAGUGUUGUUUUUGGCAGGCAUUUUAGAUUUAGUUUAAGUCUUAGUCAUUUUGACGAAAUGCUUCUUCGUUUUAGUCCCAUUUUAGUCAUUCUAUCCUUGAUAGUUUUCGUCUAGUUUUAGUCCGACGAAAACUCAAAAGGUUUUAGUCUAGUUUUAGUCGACGAAAAGGUGCGUUUUGAAGUCCGUGGUGUUCUUUCCCCGACAGUUUGAAGCCGCAGCACGAGGAAGCUGUGGCUCCACAACUGUCGUCUGUCUCGUCUCCCCGUCCCCGUACAAGACAUUGUUUUUAUUGUCACUUAGACUGUAUCUGAAGUAGGACCAUAAAUCAUCCCUCUUUUUUCAGCCACCGGGCACCGCUGCUGUGCCUGCCGCCACGGUGUGUGUUUGCGCGCGCCUCGUCCACCUGCCGCUCUGUGUAUGUGUAUGA
Xyrichtys novacula (pearly razorfish) is the source of this 1131-nucleotide messenger RNA. The record is from the annotation of a GenBank genome assembly. Lineage: Eukaryota; Metazoa; Chordata; Actinopteri; Labriformes; Labridae.